UGUUGUAUUUCUGGGAAGGGUUGUUUCCACGUAUGUAGUGUGUCUAUUCGUUCGUUCGUUGACGUGGCAGCGUCUCGGUGAUGCCAGUGGGGCAGGCCUGAGCCAGUCCUGCCGCUCCACACCCCGUGGAUAGGUCACCCUGCUACCGUGCUGCUCGUAGGCAAGGUGACGGUGACUUUGUCUCUUGUGCGUUUGGAUGUGGUGGAGCAAGGUGCCCACGGUGUGGAGCCGGUGCAAGGGCUCAGGACUGCUUUGGGCUCCCCAGGACCAGUAGUGUUACGCUGCAUGGUAACACUCCGGGUGGUGACGAGUGCAGAUUUGAGGCGGCAGUCCAGCACGGCUUAGGACGAGAGUGCUAUAGGGCCACCGAAGUUGAAAUUAAACAUUUGAAAACGCUCAACCCGGCUAUUCUCGUCCUACAUUUCAACUUCGACCUUCACGAUGACUGAUGACGAGACCACCCUACGGAGAGUGCGAGGGGCAGCCAAGACCAAGUUCACCCGUAAGGUCAAACUGUUCCACGAACGACUGAAGCAAGGUGAUCCACCGGACGUCUUGGAAUCUGUCUAUGAUGAAAUAGUGAACCAGGUCCAUGAACUAGAGGUGAGAGGUGAAGAUUUAAUUGCUCAUCUAGAAAAGUGUGAAGGAAAACAAUCUGAAAUUGAUGAGGCAAAUAUUUACUUGGUGGAGUGUGAUAACACUCGUUGUGAAGCCCUUCGCUUAUCAGAUGUAAAGAGGAAGGUGAAGAGUAGUGAUCCGACUAGUGCAAAUACUGCCAGUCUUAAGGUAGAAGCUUUGAAGGCCCCUAAGUUCAAUGGUGAUAUUAGAAUAUAUCCAACUUUCAAAGACGACUUUGUUAAUGUAAUUGUGACAAAGUAUGGACAAGAUCCCUUUGUAUUAAGACAGUGUCUUGGUGAGAGACCACUCAAGGUAAUAACUGGUUAUGAGAAAGACUUUGAUGAAAUGAUGAGAAUAUUGGAUAAGGAGUAUGGAGACCCAAGGAAAUUGGUUGAUAUUGUGAUCAAUAAUCUGAAAUCAUUAGAAAGGUUGACUGAGAGAGAUGUUAGAGGUUUUGUCGACAUGGUGACUGUUGUUGAGAGGUGCUGGACUAGAAGGGGAGAUGAAUUCUGAGUAUUGUCAGUAUGAUUGAAAAGCUUCUUCCUAGGAUUCAAAAGCGGGAAUGGAUAUUAUUAGCGGAUAAGGCUACUGAUAAAUCAAAUUGUUCCCCGAGAUAUUGAAAUUUUUACAGUGUGAAAAGAGAGUAAUAGGUUACUCUGAAUCUUCCGUCAGGAAUAACCAGGUAGGGAGUGCUUCUCCUUGCAAUGUAGUGAGAACAGAUAAAACAGAAGAGUCAAAAUUGCUUGAGAUAGUCAGAGGCAUGCAGGAGGAUCAGAAGAACACCAAUAGGAUACUAGAAGAGAUGAAGCAUUGAUUUGUUAACAACGCAUCACGUACCGACAAAGGAAGUAGCAGAUGUUGGGUUCAUGAAUUUGACGGACAUGUUAUUAAUGAAUGUGGCAAAUUUAGGUCACUGAACAGUGUUGAGAGGUUGGAAAUUAGCAAAAGAAAGGGUGUUUGUUUUCGGUGCCUUAGUGAAAAACACCUGUCUCGUCAUUGUAAAUCGGAUGUGCGUUGUGAUAAGAGGGAUGAUGAAGGUAACGUUUGCGGCAUGCGGCAUCACCCUUUACUGCAUGGAUCAUUUGUUAGCAACAUUUCGGUUAGUUCUGGAAAUUGUACCGGAAAUAAGGCUAUGUUAGCUAUAAGUACUGUGUACAGUGCGGGACAACCCAUCACAGUGCUCUGGGAUUGUGGAUCCGAUAUCACCAUGGUAACACACAGUAUGGCCAAGAAGUUGGGUGUUAGAGGGGCUGAUGUCAUGAUGUCAAUAGUAAAGGUGGGGAAUGUGACCGAAAAGUGAGUGAGCAAGGAGUAUAGUUUGUGCAUACAAGACCAUUCUGGCAAAAAAAUAUGACUUAAAGGCUGUAGGGAUGGACGCAAUAUUUGCUAAUGCUCCCGCUGUGGAUGUGUCUAACGUUCCCCUCAUAUUCUCUGACAUCGAUGUGGGUGCCCUCGUCAGACCAAGUGGACAGAUUGAUAUGUUGGUUGGCUCAGAUUAUUGUGGAUUGUUACCGCAAGUAGUCGAAACGAAGGGAAAAUUGCAGCUAUUGAGGAACAACUUUGGGUAUUGUCUGAGGGGAGGACAUCCAUUAAUAUCAACCAAAGUUAAUGAAGUAGGUCACUUAACAGCUGUUGUGAAUAAGGCUGUCGUGAACUUGGAACACAGCGUGGUGGUUGUUGAAAAGGGUGAGAAUCUUGAGGAAAGUCUCGACAAAUUCUUCAGCUUAGAUACUGUUGGAACAAAAUGUACACCUAAAUGUGUCAGAUGUUUAUGUAAAGGAUGUCCUGCUAAUGGAAGGUAUACCAUGGAGGAAGAACGUGAGCUUGACCUUACUGAGAAAGGUUUGAGUUAUGAUGAGAAGGGCAAGAGAUGGGUUGCUGUUUAUCCUUGGAUUAGGGACCCCUACAAGUUAUCAAACAAUAUCAAGGCUGCUAUGACUCGACUUAGGUCGACAGAGAGGAGGUUACACAGGUUAGGUGAAGAAUAUGCAAGGAUUUAUCAUCAGGAAAUUGAGGACAUGCAAAAGAGAGGGGUGGCUGGAAAAUUGACGGAGCAUGACCUUGAAAGGUAUGAUGGCCCCACACACUAUAUUCCCCGUCACGAAAUUUUGAAGCCAGAGUCAGGUUCCACCCCCCCUGAGAAUUGUUUUUGAUUCAUCCGCCCAGUAUUGCGGACACAGAUUGAAUGAGUAUUGGGCUAAGGGGCCAAACAUGUUGAGCAGCAUCAUUGGCGUAUUACUGAGGUUGAGGGAGGAGAUUGUGGGUAUUGUGGGCGAUAUUAGUAAAAUGUACCAUUCAGUAGGAAUGAGUGAGUUUGAUCAGCAUGUUCAUAGAUUCCUUUGGAGAGGCAUGAAUACUU
Scylla paramamosain (green mud crab) is the source of this 2977-nucleotide messenger RNA. RefSeq lists its product as uncharacterized. The record is from RefSeq and is a predicted model, not a curated record. The transcript has 2 exons. Lineage: Eukaryota; Metazoa; Arthropoda; Malacostraca; Decapoda; Portunidae. The coding region runs from base 442 to 1131 and encodes 229 amino acids.